Paramecium octaurelia is the source of this 566-nucleotide messenger RNA. Lineage: Eukaryota; Ciliophora; Oligohymenophorea; Peniculida; Parameciidae. The record is from the annotation of a GenBank genome assembly.
AUUUAACAUUCUGCAAAAACUAUGUAAGUUAUAUUCUAAUCAACUUAGGGCACCCAAACAUUAGUAAGUUAUUCAUCUAACACCAUUAGUGCAUUCUUGAGUAACAUAUCCAUGUGUCUCUACAUUUGUUGUUGGAUGUCUCAAUAUUGUUAUUAAGUUCAAUAAAUCAAUGAAAACAGCGAGGAAUUUAAAUUCGAUGAUUACUCUACCUAUCUUGCACUAACAAUAAGCGGAGGGUCUCUAUUCAUACUAUCCUUUUUCCUUGGAUUGUUCAGAACCUGCAAAGAGAACACAGGAGUAUUUUGGGCAUAACUAUGUUGUCUUGUUUUCGGAUAAACUCUCAUUACUAUUGGUAUGGGUUUCGGUUAGUCUUCAGAAGAUGUGGUAGUAAAUAAGAUAUAUUCUUUUAGUAUGGAAAAAUUGAUUUUACUUUUAAUUACCCUGUGGCCGAAUUUGUUGCUAUAUGUGGAAUCUUCGUACAAGCAUUGCAAAACUGUUAUGAACAUAGUUUGAGUCCAGAAUCUAAAUGAUUAAUCAUAUUUAUUCAAUAUUUAUUCAUAUUUUCA